Solanum lycopersicum (tomato) is the source of this 1677-nucleotide messenger RNA. Its product is annotated as F-box/kelch-repeat protein At3g24760. NCBI's taxonomy places the organism in Eukaryota, Viridiplantae, Streptophyta, Magnoliopsida, Solanales, Solanaceae. Gene Ontology annotation, molecular function: protein binding. The record is from RefSeq and is a predicted model, not a curated record.
UGUUUUUUCAGUUGUCACUAUGCAACAAAGUAGGAAAACCAACUACUCCUCACAUUUCUUUGUAUAAAAUCUAAACUAAGAUCCUACACACUAUAUCAAAUCAUUAAAAAAAAAAAAAUACUUUUUUCAAAACCCUUCAAUAAAAAAGAAUGGAAGAAUCCAUUUGUAUUCAAAAACUCAAUGUUCAAAAUGACCAAAAAAUAAAAAAUUGGGAUUUUCUUUCUUCAGAUCUUACUGAAAAAAUCCUGUCAUACCUCCCAAUUCGUUCUAUAAUUGUUGCUUCCUCUGUAUGCAAGAUCUGGAAUUCCAUAAUCACUUCUUCUUCUUUCACUACCAAAAUCUCUGCUACAAAAAAGCAGCCAUGGCUUUUUCUCUGUGGCCAAAACAGUAUUUUUUACAACAGUAAUCAACCAUUUGCUUAUGACCCAGAUGCUAAUGAAUGGUUCUCACUUCCCACUUCAACCCUUUUGUCCCAAGAUUUCUUUUUUGGUUCAAAUGGUUUUUUCUUUGCUACAACUUCAGAAAAUUUCAGUUUUAAGCCUAUUUUCAAUGGAAUUUGGGUCCAAACAAGUCCUUUGAGGUUCUCCAGGUGUAAUCCUCUUGUGGGUGUUUACAAUAAAGGGUUAAAUCCAAAAUUCAUUGUUGUUGGUGGGGUUAGAUUUGUUGGUGGUUUAGUUGAUGUUGAGGAUAGAUUGGCUGUUGAGAUUUAUAACCCAAAUCUUGAUUAUUGGGAAUUGUGCCCACCUUUGCCUGCAGAUUUUAGGUCAGGGAAUUCAUCACAGUGGUUAUGUUCAGCCUUGUUAAGAGAUAAAUUCUACUAUGUUUUUGGUAUAUAUUCUUGUUUUAUUACAUGUUUGAAUUUGGAUGAACAUUUGUGGAGUCAGGUACAAACACUUAGACCACCUGGGAUUUUGUUCUCAUUCUUGGUAUCUUGUCAAGAUUGUUUAGUUUUAGGUGGAUUAUGUAAUUCAACAAAUGGACCAAAUUUUGUUCUAUGGAAGGUUGAUGAGGAAACAAUGGAGUUUAGUGAACUUGCUAUAAUGCCUCAAGCAUUGAUGUAUUGUUUGUUUGAUAGUGAUGAAGAUGACAAAUUUGCUAGUUUGAAAUGUGUUGGAUUGGGGAAUCUUGUUUAUGUUUACAAUGAAGAACAUCAUAAGAAUUACACUGCUUGUGUUUGUGAAUUUAGUAAUGAUUUUAGGAUGUGUAGUUGGAGAAAGUUGCCUAAUUUGCCACCAAAUGCUAGUAAGUUUCAUAGAGUGAUUAGCUUUUGUUCAAAUGUUUCACUUGACAACAUCCUUGUUGGUGCAAGAAUUUGAAGUUUAUCGCGUGGAGAGUGUGGUUAGAUGGAUAAGAAACAUCAGACUUGAGAUUUAAAUAAGAGAAAACUCAUGCUAAAGAGCAUUAGCUAGUGGGUCUAUGGUGUGAAUUUAAAUUCACCUGCAAGCAAGAUGCAUGGUGGGAAUAAAUGAGAUCUUUUCUCGAGUUUGAGCUUUUGGAAUAGAGAAAUUUAUAGCGGAUUCGGAGCGAUUUCUCUGUAACAAGCCUUACGUUGCGAAUCUAGAUUUUUUGGAUGGUUUUUUCACUCAUAAUAGUAUAUGUACGUUUAGAAAUAUGUAUUUUGUACUUUUUACUGUUCCCAAAUUAUAUAUGCAAAUUAUAGAUGAUAUACCUUUUUCA